This is a messenger RNA of Nicotiana tabacum (common tobacco), 1454 nucleotides long. The record is from RefSeq and is a predicted model, not a curated record. Lineage: Eukaryota; Viridiplantae; Streptophyta; Magnoliopsida; Solanales; Solanaceae.
UACAUGGUCACUUGAACUUGCAUGCGAGUUUGUUGAUUUCUACCUUUUCAUGUCAGUGCAGAUUCUUUUUGGCUUUCUCUACAUGCUGGAUCUAGCAAUUGUCGUGUUCAUCUACUUGAAGACUGAUGUGGUACCUUGGUGGGCUCUUUCCUUGCUUUCUCUGUCUAAAAGAGUUCACUCUAUCUUUGUUCUUCGAUUAUUUAAUGAUUGUUUAGCCACUACUCUCCUCCAUGCUGCAUUGAUCUCAAUUAUUUAUCAAAAAUGGCAUCUAGGGUUGGUAAUUUUCAGUGGAGCUGUUUCUAUAAAGAUGAAUGUGCUCCUGUAUGCACCACCUCUGUUGCUCCUGAUGGUGAAGGCAAUGGAUAUUGUUGGAGUUAUAUCUGCUUUAGCAGGUGCUGCAUUAGUGCAGAGAUCCUCUUACAAGUUUGUGGUCCAUAUGAUUGUCAUUGGGCUGCCUUUUGUCCUGUCACAUCCAGCUUCAUAUAUAUCAAAAGCUUUCGAUCUUGGUCGUGUUUUCAUCCACUUCUGGUCUGUUAACUUCAAAUUUGUUCCUGAAGAAAUCUUUGUUUCUAAAGCUUUUGCUCUCUCCUUGCUAGUUGCUCAUCUCAGUCUGCUAUUGAUCUUUGCUCAUUACAGAUGGUGUAGACAUGAAGGUGGACUGUUUGCUGUCGUGCACUCUAAAAUCAUUCAACUGAAGCUUAGAGUUGCUCGCAGAGAUCCGUCUCCAACAAACAGGGUCCUUCAAACGGACCAUAUUGUGACGACUAUGUUUGUCGGGAAUUUCAUUGGCAUUAUAUGUGCCCGAUCCCUCCAUUACCAAUUUUACUCCUGGUACUUUUAUAGCUUACCAUAUUUAUUGUGGAAAGCGCCAUUUAUAACCCUCCUACGUUUACUGUUGUUCGCAGCUGUUGAGUUUUGCUGGAAUGUCUUUCCCUCCAACAGUUACUCAUCAAUACUCCUCCUCUGUGUUCAUUUAAUCAUACUGGGCGGUUUAUGGAUCAGUUCUCCGGAAUAUCCAUAUGUUGGAAAAACAACCGAUAAAUCAUCAUCUGAGAAGAAGGCCAGAUGAAGCACUACAUGUUUUUUCUCUGAGAAUGGUUAUGCAUGCCUGCCCUCAUCCUUGACCACCAUAGUUGAAAUCUGAUGCUCUAACCAGAAAGAUGUAGUUUGGUUUUACUGAGAGGAGUUUUUGGUUAUUCUGUUAAAUUGCUAGUAUAAUUUUAAAUCCUUACUUUGUUUAGAUAGCAUACAACAAAGCUACAAAGCGGGUCACAAUCCUUACUAUGCACGUGUCCGCUCGUAAUUCUCUGGCACAAAGGAAAAAAAAACGUGAAAACAAAAAAGUAACACGAGAGUAAAUAUUAAAUGUGUAUAAAAAUAAACAUGUCUCAUAGUUAUUGUGAGAUAUGUGAAUAUACUUAUUACAGAAAAGCGUUGAUUUCAUAACUUAGUGA